This is a messenger RNA of Syzygium oleosum, 1622 nucleotides long. RefSeq names its product UPF0481 protein At3g47200-like. The record is from RefSeq and is a predicted model, not a curated record. Lineage: Eukaryota; Viridiplantae; Streptophyta; Magnoliopsida; Myrtales; Myrtaceae. The coding region runs from base 90 to 1397 and encodes 435 amino acids. The transcript is spliced from 2 exons.
CAGCAUAAAAUAAAAAGAGAGAGAGAGAGAGAGAGAGCACAAGACACUCCAGAGCAUACACUUUUGGAACCUGUGGAACUUGCGGAACCAUGGCUCCUGAUCUGCCGUCACUGCUGGACCGGAACCCGACCGACUGGACCGUCUACAUCAACGAGAAACUCAAGCAAAUGCCCAUCGACGAGCAACAGAACUGGAAGACGCGGUGUGUCUACAGGCUCCCGGCCUGCGUCACCGACCUCAACCGCAAGGCCUACCAGCCGCAGGCUGUCUCCUUUGGCCCCUACCACUACGGCCAAAAACACCUCUUCCCCAUGGAGGAACACAAGCAGCGCGCGCUCCUCCACUUCCUCAAGCGGUCCGGGAAGCCCCUCGAGUGCUUCCUCGAGUCCCUGACGGCGGUGGCGCAGGAACUCGAGGAGAGCUAUGACGCGCUGGGCCCGGAGUGGAAGGAGUGUGGCGGCGAGGGCGCGGCGGGCCGAUUCCUGCAGCUGAUGAUCACUGACGGCUGCUUCAUGCUCGAGAUCCUGAAGUCCGCGACAGAGACAUCGAACGACUACGCGUCCAACGACCCCAUCUUCAGCAAACACGGGAAGCUCAACAUAAUGCCGUACAUUAAGCGGGAUAUGCUGAUGCUGGAGAAUCAGCUUCCGAUGCUAGUGCUGGAUCGGCUGGUCGGUGUCGAGAAGGACGGCGAAUUCGUCAACAAGCUAAUCCUCAAGUUCUGCCGCCCCUGCACGCGCUACGAAAAGAUGGGCAAAUGCCUGCACGUCCUGGACGUCUUCAGGAAGAGCAUGCUGAUGGAGCCCAAGACGGCCCAGCCUGAGCUGGACAAGAUGGGGCACGAUGGCGGUGAGGAGAUUAUCCGGUCGGCCACCGAGCUCGACGAGGCCGGGAUCCGAUUCAAGAAGAGCGAGAACGAGAGCCUCAAGGACAUCUCCUUUUCCAGCGGGGUCCUUAGGCUCCCCGUGAUCGUGGUGGACGACGCCACCGAGUCCAUGUUCCUCAACCUCAUAGCGUUUGAGCGCUUCCAAGUUGGGGCCGGCAACGAGGUCACUUCCUACAUCUUCUUCAUGGACAACAUCAUCGACAGCGAGCGGGACGUAGCACUGCUCCACGCCCGAGGCAUCAUCCAGAAUGCCAUCGGAAGCGACAAGGCGGUUGCCAAGCUGUUCAACUCGCUGUCCAAGGAUGUGACGCUUGAUCCCGAGAGCAGCCUCGACGCCGUGCACAAGGAGGUCAGCAGGUACUGCAAGAAGCCCUGGAACGCGUGGAGGGCUAAGCUCAUCCACACCCACUUCAGGAAUCCUUGGGCUAGAUCGGCUCUCAUCGCCGCCAUCUUCCUCUUCGGGCUCACCAUAAUUCAGACGGUAUAUAUGGUGAUCAGCUACAAGGGUUGAACCUACCCUUGCCUCUGUGCAAUAUAUUUUUUGCAGUUUUGGGUUUUUCUCCGGAUGCGCUGAUGCUCGAUCAUUAUCUCUUGAUCGGUUGUCGAUUGUUUGUUCUGAAUGAUUUUCCUCUUGUUUUCAGUCUUGUUCAUUCUCCCUCUUUGAAUGUUUUGGAUGAUGGACAUUUGGCUUUUUUAUAUAUCAUUAUCAAAUGAUGAUUCUCUUGUUUCAGUCUAA